UGGCAGACAUUCACAUUUGGUUACAUUAUCGCAUAACCAGAGCUCACUUCACCAUCACUUCACGACUUUUGUAAUCAAUGAAUGGAGUCUUUUCAACAUUUGGGAUAAGUUUUGACAACUAUUGAGCGUUCAGUUUAACACUCAAUAGUAAAUGAGUUUCAACUUAAUUAUGAAUUGAAUAUUUGAUCAUUUUUCUAUCAUCUAAUGUGUAUGAAAUGAAGUAACGAAGUGUUGAUCUUAUGUUGGAAUUGAGGCCAAAAUGAUCUAAAAAAUGAAUGCCAACAGACAGAGCAGUAUUCAUAAAAUCCGAGAAAUCAAAUUGGAGGCACUUUAUAUCGAUAGGGAUUACGAUGUGUUGAAAGAGAUCGGUUCCGGUGAUUAUGGGAAAGUCAUAUUAGCCGUUCAUAGAGGCACCAGUUCUGAGGUGGCGUUAAAAGCCGUGCCAAAGGCCACGACAACUAUCAAAGACUUUUUGAUGGAAUUUCAUUACAGCUAUUUCCUAUCCCCUCAUAAAAACAUUUCAGACACAUAUGAUGUGGCCUUCGAGACCUCCGAACACUACUAUUUUGCUCAAGAAAUGGCACCGUUUGGUGAUCUCUGGCAGUCAGUCGAGAGAACAAACGGCGUCGGACUCAAUGAACGCGACGUGAAAAUUGUUGUCGAACAGAUUUGUUCUGCACUGGAGUUCAUGCACGACAAGGAAUUGGUUCACCGGGACGUCCGUGCUGAAAAUAUCUUAAUAUACUCUCCAAAUCUAACAAAAGUCAAAUUAACUGAUUUUGGUUUAACACGAAAAGUAGGCACUUUAGUGAAGAAGAGGGUGAAGUCAUUGCCGUCGUGUCCGCCGGAAGUGUGGGAAGCGGUGCUGUUAGAGGGCUAUAACAUACAGAUCGGGAGCGAUGUGUGGCAGUUGGCAAUGAUGGUCUACGUGUGUCUCACCACUCGCUUUCCAUGGGAUAAGGCAGACAUAACUGAUCCGAAAUUCACCGAAUUUGUUGAGUGGCAGAAACGCAAGACUACCCGAACUCCCAAAGAGUUCAGAGUAUUCUCUCCACGACUUCUGCGGCUUAUGAGACGACUGAUGGAGUUGAAGCCAAUGAAACGCUAUCCGGUCACUGAAGUGAACAAAUAUCUGAGGGAUCGAUGGCUCGUCCAUAAGUCUCAACGCGCCUCAUCAGUGCACUCACAUAGUAUUACUUUGACAACAAUAGGACAGACAUGUGAGUGCACUGAUGAGGCGCGUUGA
This is a messenger RNA of Oppiella nova, 1246 nucleotides long. Lineage: Eukaryota; Metazoa; Arthropoda; Arachnida; Sarcoptiformes; Oppiidae. The record is from the annotation of a GenBank genome assembly.